Molecule: messenger RNA, 1272 nt
Organism: Mesorhabditis belari
Lineage: Eukaryota; Metazoa; Nematoda; Chromadorea; Rhabditida; Rhabditidae
Source: the annotation of a GenBank genome assembly
AUGGUCGGCCUAUUCGAUUUCUUUAACUACGCGGGAUUGCUGAGAACGGUGUACAUUGUGAAAAAGCCAAAAAUCUUCAUCGACGAUAUCACGAUCAAUGCGGAACAUCUCGGAUCUUUCAAAUGGGAUGUGACUUCUGAUGGGUAUCAACUCAAGCAGCAAUGCAUCGUUUAUCUCUAUGAUCCCGAUGGGAAAGAGGUUCUACAAGAGCAAAAUUGCACUGGAUCAUCGCAGGUGUCAAAUGUGAGACCUUGGUGGCCUCGAGGAAUGGGUGAUCCUGAUCUCUACACACUUAAAGUGGAAAUCCGUGCUGCAGAUGCCUCACUUGUCGACGUUUACAAUGAAGAGUUCGGCUUCCGGACAGUGAAAUGGGACAAUGAACAGAUCUACAUCAAUGAUCGACCAUUCUAUUGUAUUGGCUUCGGAAUGCACGAGGAUUUUGAGAUUCACGGACGUGGCUACGAUGCAGCGGUGAUGACAAAAGAUAUGAAUUUGUUCGAAUGGAUGGGAGCUAAUUGCUACCGUACCUCUCACUAUCCGUACGCUGAAGAAAGAAUAAAGGAGAGCGAUCGACGGGGAAUCGCUGUCAUUUUAGAGACGCCAGCUGUUGGAUUGAAAGGAUUCCCGAAAGCCAAUCAACUAUUGCACAUGCAAUUUGUCGAAGAAAUGAUCAAGAGAGACAAGAAUCAUCCAGCGGUGAUCAUGUGGAGUAUCUCGAACGAGCCGCACACUGAGAAGAAAGAGGCCAGGGCGUAUUUCAAAGCAUUGAUCGAUCAGGCUCACACGCUGGACCCAACUCGCCCGGUCACUAUCGUUUAUGGGCCCUCAAAUUAUGAUAACGAUCAAACGGCCGAUCUACUCGAUGUGAUUUGCGUGAAUCGCUACUAUGGAUGGUACAUCGAUAUGGGCUUUUUGGAGAAUAUAAAUCGCUCCGUUGUCUACGAUUUGAUGCUGUGGAAAGAGAAAUUCGGAAAAGCGAUUUUGGUCACAGAGUACGGAGCUGAUUCGCUUGAUGGUUUAACACAGGAGCCAGCUGUGGACUUCUCCGAGCAGUACCAAGAUGAGUUGAUUCGCGAGACUCAUAAAGCGUUCGACGUUCUCCGCGCAAAAAAAGUGAUUGGCGGAGAGAUGAUCUGGAAUUUCGCUGAUUUCAUGACCGGAAUGACCACAACACGAGCCGUCGGCAAUCAUAAAGGUGUCUUCACGCGAACGAGACAGCCAAAAAUCGCCGCCUACACUCUCAGGAAACGCUAUUUGGGCCUCUUGCAGCAA